Pichia kudriavzevii is the source of this 1446-nucleotide messenger RNA. RefSeq lists its product as uncharacterized. Gene Ontology annotation, molecular function: protein binding; protein phosphatase regulator activity. Gene Ontology annotation, biological process: peptidyl-serine dephosphorylation. The record is from RefSeq and is a predicted model, not a curated record. The coding region runs from base 1 to 1446 and encodes 481 amino acids. The transcript has a single exon. NCBI's taxonomy places the organism in Eukaryota, Fungi, Ascomycota, Pichiomycetes, Pichiales, Pichiaceae. Gene Ontology annotation, cellular component: protein phosphatase type 2A complex; cytosol.
AUGAGCAAACAAGAAACAAAUUGGAAGUUCAGCCAAUGUUUUGGUGACAAGGGAGACAUUGAGAAUAUCACCGAAGCUGAUAUUAUAUCGACAGUUGAAUUUGAUCAUACUGGUGAUUUCUUAGCAACCGGUGAUAGGGGAGGCAGAGUUGUAUUAUUUGAGAGGAAUGAGAACAAGAAAACAUGUGAGUACAAAUUCUAUACUGAAUUCCAGAGUCAUGAUGCCGAGUUUGAUUACUUGAAAUCCCUUGAGAUUGAGGAGAAAAUCAAUAAGAUCAAAUGGUUGAAGAGGUCAAACGAGAGUAAAUUUUUGUUAAGUACAAACGACAAAACUAUUAAACUAUGGAAAGUCUUUGACAAACAAAUUAAGAUUGUCAGUGAAAAUAACCAUAACAAUUUGAAUUUGAAUAUGAGUAACGAAUCGACCACCAAUAUCAAUAACCAGUUAGAAAAAUUUCAAACAAAUCCCAACUUAAUAAGUAAUCCAUUUAUGGAAUCAUUGAAAUUGCCAAGAUUAACAUAUCAUGACACUAUUAUAGCAGCUCAGCCGAAGAAAGUCUAUGCUAAUGCACAUGCUUAUCAUAUUAAUUCAAUUAGUGUUAAUUCAGAUGAGGAGACCUUUAUAUCAAGUGAUGAUUUGCGGAUCAAUUUAUGGAAUUUAGGUAUUGAGGAUCAAAGCUUCAAUAUAGUCGAUAUCAAGCCUACCAAUAUGGAGGAGUUGACCGAAGUUAUUACAAGCAGUGAGUUCCAUCCGAUUGAUUGCAAUUUGUUUAUGUACUCCUCAAGUAAGGGCAUGAUCAAAUUGAACGAUAUGAGAAUGAAUUCAUUGUGUGAUAACCAUGUAAAGAUAUUUGAAGAAUAUAUCGACCCAUCAAAUCACAAUUUUUUCACUGAAAUUACGUCUUCGAUAAGCGACGUUAAGUUCAGUCCAAAUGGUAGAUAUAUUGCCAGUAGAGAUUAUAUGACAGUCAAGAUCUGGGAUAUCAAUAUGGAAACAGAGCCUAUUAAGACCAUCAAUAUCCACGAGCAAUUGAGGGAGAGAUUGUGUGAUACGUACGAGAAUGAUGCGAUAUUUGACAAAUUUGAAGUUCAAUUCAGUGGUGAUAACAAAUCAAUCAUGACAGGGUCAUAUAACAAUAAUUUUAUGAUUUAUGAGAAUGUUGUUGGUCCUGAAUCGGACGAACCAGAGAGUGAGGUUCUCUUGCAGGCAGAUAAGAGUGCAUUCAAAAACAAGAAAAACACCAAGAGGAAAGGCAUGCUAGGCUCAAGCAGCGGAAAUAAUAAUAGCAAUACCAAUAACAACAGUAAUAAUAACGGUGGAAUCAAUAAACUGGACGGUGAAUUGAUAGAUUUCAAGAAGAGCAUCUUGCAUUCCAGUUGGCAUCCACAUGAGAAUUCAGUUGCCAUUGCAGCCACUAAUAAUUUGUAUAUUUUCUCUGCAUUGUAA